UGCGCGUGAAGUUGUUUUGUUCGAGCGGUUGCGGUUUUUCUUAGGUAAAUUGCUUCUCUGUCGAAUUUCGAGUGGCUUCAAGUGACGGCAGCGAUGUAUAGGAAAUGAUACUGGCCAAAGAGUGUGCAGCAGUCUCCAAGACAGUUUUUAAUGCGGAAGAACGCUCGUGCCUCGGUCGGUGUGGGCGCGCGCUUCGCACUGGGAAUGCCGCCUGAAGCGCGUCGGUAAGACGCGUUCGCUUGCGAUUCUCGAACGCUUGCUCGUUGCUACCGCGACGUGGGAGCGUACGAUUCAGCUUCGCUGAGUGAAUGGACGUCAGCAUGCCGUUCUCAAGACGUAAUAACUCCUUGUGAGUAGCGACGGACAACACGAGUCUGAGCUGAUUGGAACAAUGAAGUGAAUGUGAAAGGUGAAAGAUGAAGUCAGCUUUCAAAGAACGGCAGUUGUCCGAUUACUCGACAACAUCGCAGCGACCUAAGCGUAAUGCUUCUACAAAAGGACUGGGUUGUAGCAAUGGUCUUCACUGGAUGGAGAAGCAGCUAAAAAAGGCACUGUACGCUUCACUCAAUGAAACGAAAAAAGCUCGGUUACUGGAUGAGAAUACGUCAGAAGAUAGCCGGGAGCAGACGCCAAAAACUUCCACAACCACUGUUGUUACAAAAAAGGCAGCCGACAUAGAUUCUAAAAGGAUAAAGGUACAUGCUCAGCGCAAGUUUGCUCAAGGUUCGAACCCGAACAGUCCCAUGCCAACGCCAGUCAAGCUUUUGCCACCAUGUCGCGACUCAAAAGAAACAGUGAGCCAGCCUUCUACACUACUGCCCUGCAAGCGAAGACCAAAAACAGAAGACUUCCUUACGUUUCUUUGCCUGAGAGGCUCAAGUGCUCUUCCUCCUGCCCUCGACUUCAUGAGUGGGACAGCUUUUGGUUCAUCGUCCUCAUCAGAUCGAAGCAGCAGUCCUGACCUUGAUGCUCCAGUGACUUCAACCAAUGCUGAGAGUAAAGACAAGGGAGGCAGUGGAAAUGCACAUGGAGGCACUGCUUCUGCGGAGUUGCGCAGUCAAGCACAGCGCACUUCUGCACGUGUGUUGAAACAGGAGCGACGACCCCUGAGGCUCGACAAUGGGAAGAAAAGCAAAGAAUCGAGCAUAGAGCCAGCCGCUUCCACCACGGCUCCUGAAAUUACCGUGAAUGGCACCAGCAGUGGACAAUGCACCCGGAAAGUAGACAAAAAGAAGGCUGCAUCUGAAAAAUUGAAGAAUGUGUAUAAAACUGGCAGCACAUCAAGAAGUCAUAGAAAAUCAAGUGGAAACUUGACAGCACUUCAAGAAAAGUACAAACAGCAGAGGAUCAAGCACCAGUCUGCAUCAUGUAGAAAGCCUUCGGCUUUGGGUCUUGGAGGUGGUCAUGCUCUCAGAUCACAAGCCAGCCAUGAAGCCUCUCACUUGACUUCAAAGGGGGCAGUAAAAAAUUCAUGCGUGAAGCUGAGGGAACAGCCAACCAGUGCGCCAUCAAGUCGACACCCUAUACUAUCUAAAGAUGAAGAUAUGGCUGCCAAGAGCCGAUUAGUGCUAAAAAAGCACAGUGUUCAGCUGACACGUCUUCACCCACGUGUUGCAGCUGGCUUACGAUAUCCCUUUGUGACAAAUAUGACAGCUGGUGUCAUGACACGUAGACACUCAGUUGGGAUUACACCACAUUUACGCAAAGCCAAAAUGGUUCCACCAAUUGUGGACUAUGAAUCUGAAAGUGAAAAAGACAUGUCCCCAUUGUUUCCUCCAAGGUCCUCUGUUAUCGCUGUUCAGCCAAGGCCACGAGCUGCAGGAAGUAAGACUCUCAAUGCACCACAGAAGCCAAAGGCCAAAGUUGAUACUUCAGCACCAAUAACUAAGAAAAAGCCAACUACCUCACUUAUUGCGAGGAGGCUGCUUAGUCGUGCCACAACAAGUAUGAGGCCAUCAUUGAAAGUUCGCAAGGCUACCAGGUGUGCAAUGUUCAGACGGAAAACACGGAGCCUUGGUCCUGUGAAGGAGUAUCCUCUUGUUCUGGCUCUACCAACAAAACGUGGAGCAGGUCGUUCAGGCACUACUGCAAUGAAGAAGAAAAUGGAUGAGCUUGCUGCAAACGCUUCUAAAUCAAAAGCUUCUUUGACCAAGGGCUGUGAGUUGUUGCCAGCCUCGUCACGAGCGAGUGCAACAGCAGUGCACCGGGAGACCAAAAAGGGCAUGUUACUCAGGCCCAGUGAUAGUGUAGCAAAACGAUCAUCACGUAGGCCAUCGAGCGAGAGUGUGAAGGAUACACGACGUUUGAGACAGAGGAAUGACAUUUCUUCUGCGCAAUAUCCACGUCAAAAUCGUAAAGCAUCCGUUGGAAUUUCUGAAGAAGCACAGAAAGCUACUGUUGCAAAGAGACGUAGAACAGAAGGCAGCACUAGUAUCGCUUUAUCUAAUCGUGUGUUUUCCGACAGUGAUGAUGAACCUCUUAUUAAAAUGGCUCGACGCCAUACAGAAAAGAAAGCUGGGUUACGAGAUAAAGUAAAAGAAAAUGAUUCUGAUCCACUACAGAUCAAAUCUGAUUCUGCUAAAAAAUGCGGUGUUUCAUCCUUGCCACCGUCUGGUAUGCUUUCACGCAGAAAACCAGCACCAGCUAAAAACAAAAGUAAACCCUCUGAAGCUGACAAGUCGAAAUUGCUCAAGACUAGCCUGUCAUCUGAGCGUUUUUCGGAGCCAUCGCCAUCAUCACUUUCUGAAACUAUUGCAGACGGGGAGACCCUUGAUACUCAAGCACACUUUGAUGAUCUUGAAUCAAUGUCAGGAGGUGUGGAAGCCUUAGAUGCCCUUGCUGGUGAAAUCUCCCAAGUUAUGUCGUGUCGCUUGAGUUUUGGCAGUGCACAGGAAAUUCAGAGUUUAAUGACAAGUGAGUUCUCCGGUGCUUUCGAUGAAAAUGUUACUGGUGCCAUUCUAAGCACCCAAGAUGGUCGGUCAGCAUCUUUCGAAGGAGGCUUGAACCUUCUAAAACGAGAUGAUACACCAUCUAAAAUUGAUGCGUCGACAAACACAAGUGAAGAAGGAAUGGCUUUAUGUGCACCCUCAACCCCUGAGGAACUCGUCGUGAUGCCAGAGGAAGUUUCUGUUAGUACACAGACUGGCAUCUUUGACGCGGAUGUGCUGAACAAAGAAGGGUUUCUAACGGUCGCAAACUGCAAGGAGGCUUCUUUUAUUGCUUCAGAGACCAAUGGUGCGGCAGCUCUUGAGUUCAGCUCUGAAAUGCAGAAGUUAUUGCCUGCAUCACCGAAAUCGAAACCUACAUCAUCACCAUCACAACAUCUUGCACUGGUUCAAGAUUGCUCACAAAGCUCGAUACAAGGGCAGACGCACAAGUGUGGACCCAACUUCGGAAAUUGGUUCGAGGGCCAGUUCUAUGCAAUUACAUACUUCCUUAUCUACCCAUACAUCCAGUUCCAAGUGCUGCCAAAGUUGCGGUUGUUGUUACACCAAUGCAAAGGCAUGGCUCACUCAUCCAACACUUGGAUCAGGGCAAGUGUUGCUAGGACAAGCAUUACGAAAGCAAGUGCUGCAAAGGCAAGUGUUAUGAAGGCAAGUGCUGCAAGGACAAGUUCCGAAAAUGCCAGUGUUGUAAAGGCUAGUGCUGGAAGACCAAGGGUAGCAAAGUCGAGUGUUGCAGCAGUAAGAACUGUAAGAGCCAGUGUUCCUAGGACCAGUGUUGCCAAGACUAGUGUCAUGAGUGCAGAUGCUAUGAGUGAUGCCAGGGCUAGUGAUACCAAGGCAAGUAAUUUGAGUACAAGCAGUGUGAAAGGAAGUGGUACAAGUGUUGAUCCAAGAGUGAGCAAUGCAAGGGCUUCAAAGUCUUGUUCACCCAAAAUGGCUUUCACAUUUACCAAGGCCGGGACUUCAAAGAGAGGCAAAGUUGGCUCAGAGGAUACCAGGAGAGUCAAACUGACACCUUUGGACAGCAAAAAGUUUCCAAGUGUGAGUGACCCAGCGUGCCUUGUCGCUGCACCUACAUACAGGCCCACAGAGGAAAUGCGGGAUCCUAUUAGCUAUAUUACUAAGAUAAGACCAGAAGCAGAAAAGUUUGGCAUCUGCAAAAUUGUCUUGCCACCAUCUUUUCAGCCUGAAUGCAAGGUGUUUGAUGAUAUGCGAUUUACAGCAUACAAUCAAUACAUUCACAAAAUGCUUUCAAGGUGGGGGCCAAAUGUGCAACAUAUGGCAUGCAUCAAGCGUUGUUUCACUAACCAGGGCAUCACUGAUGACCAGCCACCUUUGAUUGGAGGAAUAGAGCUUGACUUUCAUCUGUACCACACAGUGCAGAACUUUGGUGGCACAGCAGCAGGUGAUGGAAAAAAGAAAUGGCACAGGGUAGCUGAUGCCAUGCACAUACCCAAAGCGUGAGCACAAGAUAGAGUGUCAAAAGUGGAUGAUGCCUAUUGCAAGUUUGUCCUUCCUUAUGACCUCUUGUCGGCCGAUGAGAAGAAGGCCAUUGAGCGUCAAGUUCUGGCUGACAGGGAACGUCAAAUGGCUGCUGAAAGUGAACCCUCGUCCACAUCAGCUGAUGAAGACGAGGAGGACGAAUUCAGUAAUGAGUGUGUUGCAAAGGUAUCGAGAUACUUUGCCAGUUGUGCUUCGCACGGGCGCAUGAGACAACCGCCAGCAUGGACGGACCAAAGCAACACACGCAAGGGACGCAACAUUUCAUUAAGUGUGUUCUCUAGGGCUCGCAACACAAUGUCCAUGUGGUACAAGCAUGAACCUUCAACCGAAGAAGUUGAGAAAGAUUACUGGAAUCUGGUAAUAGACCAGCGGCGGCAUGUCUGCGUCCAUGCAGGAAAUAUCGACAGCAGUGUUCAUGGCAGUGGCUUCCCAACUAAUCGUCUUGUCCCGUUUGCCAA
Rhipicephalus microplus (southern cattle tick) is the source of this 4906-nucleotide messenger RNA. It is a transcript of the gene Jarid2, whose product is annotated as Jumonji, AT rich interactive domain 2. Gene Ontology annotation, molecular function: DNA binding. The record is from RefSeq and is a predicted model, not a curated record. Gene Ontology annotation, cellular component: nucleus; chromatin. Gene Ontology annotation, biological process: chromatin remodeling; regulation of gene expression. NCBI's taxonomy places the organism in Eukaryota, Metazoa, Arthropoda, Arachnida, Ixodida, Ixodidae.